This is a messenger RNA of Tribolium madens (black flour beetle), 1736 nucleotides long. RefSeq names its product cysteine-rich protein 2-binding protein (gene Atac2). The record is from RefSeq and is a predicted model, not a curated record. Gene Ontology annotation, molecular function: acyltransferase activity, transferring groups other than amino-acyl groups. The transcript has 9 exons. NCBI's taxonomy places the organism in Eukaryota, Metazoa, Arthropoda, Insecta, Coleoptera, Tenebrionidae. Bases 64 to 1659 code for a protein of 531 amino acids.
AUUUUAGUUUUGAUUUUUUUUAAUCCCGCCGUGAUCACGUGACAACUGUCACAAAGUGAGGUUAUGUUAUUUUGUAAAAUGAGUGAAAUCGAGUACAAAAUUUGUAAAUAUUGCACAAACAAGUUGGAGGAUUGUCUCGACGAAGGCCUAACGUGUAGUCUGUGUUCGCAAAGCGUCCAUUUGCGGUGUCUCAAGAAUGGUUCGGUACCUGGGGGCCUCCACGGGGACAUCUUCUUCACAUUCACCUGUGAGGAAUGUUCUGAAACCGGAACCGAGUCGUUUGUUAGGGAGAAAAUGUCUUGGUUAAAAGUAUUAGUUUUGGCUUUGUAUCAUUUGCAGUCACGGAGUCCGGGUUUGGGGCGCAAAGGGUACUUUCACUGGCGGAAUCACAUAGCCUCGCUUAUCGACAAAAACUGGGAAAUUCUCUUUUUGCGAGAUUUUAAAAAGAAGAAAAAAUGGGUUGGGACCGUCGCUGGGACCCUAUCCCACUUCAGUACGUAUUUUUUUAAAUCGGGGACUUCGGUCGUGAACGAGCCGGCCUGGUGGGCCCUCACAUACCCCAAACUCACCCCCAACGUAAUUUCAAACUUGUAUUCGGCCCUCACGAACGAGAAACAAAAAUCGAAGAUUUUAAAAAUAUCGAUUUCAGACGCCGAGUUAUUUACACAGAUUUUACACAAAAAUAUCAAAAACGAUGAUUUAUUAACGCCUCUAUUCACUGUUGAUGUUCCUGAAUUAGAAAAAAAUCCAGACGAUGAAACUAAAAAAAUUAGUAAAAACUUCACAGUAAAUAAACGAAAAAGUCUUUUACCGACGUUUGAGAGCACGUCAAAGAAACUUUUGAAACUAAAUAAGAAUGCGCCGGUUUUUUCCAACUUGGGUGAUGAAUUAACUCCGACUUAUGUAAAACAAAAUUUGAGUGAAGUUCAACAACGUAAGCCCCCAAGUGAGCCAAACAAGGAGUCUGUGAAGCUCCUUGACCCGUUUUGUCACUACAACACUUGCUUUAGUAACGCGUCUAGACCGAAAGGAACUCAAAUGAAAGUCAGGUUGAUGGGAGGUAUCAGAAAAGAACUAAUUCUCUCGCCUUACAGCAGUAUUUAUUUAAAACCUUACAUAAGAAGAGAUACAGAAACUUAUCCGUCUUGGAUACGUCUAAUGGCCGAGAUACAAAUGAAAGCGAACGAGAAGACAGAAGGAUAUGUUUUGCCCCCAAGGGCCCCCAUUGACUACACCUACGUCCAACCUGAACACAUCCCUGCCAUUAACAGUCUUUGCAACAACUUUUUCUGGUCCGGAAUAGACUUAACAGAGUGUUUGCAAUACCCCGAUUUCAGUUGCGUGGUUUUGUACCGAAAACUAAUUGUGGGGUUUGCAUUCCUCGUCCCCAAUGUUAAAUACACCGAAAAUUACAUUUCGUUUAUUUUCACACGUCCGGGGUGGAGAAACGUGGGAAUUGGGAAAUUCAUGCUGUAUCAUUUAAUUCAAACCAGUCUCGGGAAAGACAUCACUCUGCACGUGUCAAUCAACAAUCCGGCGUUGUUUUUGUACCAAAAAUUCGGUUUUAAAGUGGAAGCGGUGGUUUUAAAUUUUUAUGAUAAGUAUAUACGUGAAACGAGCGAAUCUAAACAUGCGUUUUUUUGUCGUCUUGAGAGGUGAUAUUGUAUCAAGUUUUAAUCAAUUUAUUUGAGGCACUUUUUAUCCAUCUUUUUUUAAAUAAAUUAAUUAUUUAAAUG